Molecule: messenger RNA, 339 nt
Organism: Loa loa (African eye worm)
Lineage: Eukaryota; Metazoa; Nematoda; Chromadorea; Rhabditida; Onchocercidae
Exons: 3
Coding region: 1-339 (112 amino acids)
Source: RefSeq, a predicted model, not a curated record
AUGUGUGCAUUGUUAAUGUUACUAUUGGCGACAAAUUUUGCUUAUAUUUUGGCCAAUCAGAAAGAGGCCAAUCUUGGCCUAAUACCAGAUGAUAUUAUCUGUCCAUUUUGUAUUGCAUUAAUUGAAAAAUUCCAACAAACUACUCAACAAAACUCAGCUUUCAAAAAUGUUCUAUGCGAAUCAAUUUCAGCAAAAAAUCGUAAAAAUUACAAUUCUUGUAUUGAAUCAUUCAAUGAGAUGACAGUGGAAAAGUUGAAAACAUUAAGUGCUGAAGAUUUAUGCAAAAACCAGAAAAUUUGUCCAAUUCAUUAUAAAAAGGUGAGGGAUAUCAUGCGCUGA